This is a messenger RNA of Komagataella phaffii GS115, 3747 nucleotides long. RefSeq names its product N-glycosylated protein involved in the maintenance of bud site selection during bipolar budding. Gene Ontology annotation, cellular component: plasma membrane of growing cell tip; cellular bud neck; cellular bud scar. The record is from RefSeq and is a predicted model, not a curated record. Gene Ontology annotation, biological process: cellular bud site selection; positive regulation of establishment of bipolar cell polarity regulating cell shape. Lineage: Eukaryota; Fungi; Ascomycota; Pichiomycetes; Pichiales; Pichiaceae. The transcript has a single exon. The coding region runs from base 1 to 3747 and encodes 1248 amino acids.
AUGGCGGCGUUGUUGUUCCUACUGGUCUCAAUAAUCGUCUCUUGCCAGGCGAUCAACUUUUCAAAUGAUAUCUCUUUGCUGGGACGGUUCAACGGACUUUCUACACCCAAUAAUACCAAUCAGUACAGGACAUCUGUUAGGAACGAAGAUUCAAAGAGUUUAGGCAUUUUCAAACUAGGUCAAGAUGAGUCGUUAUCGUUCAUUUCCACAUUCAACGGCACAAUAAAACAGUCCUACUCAUUGGGGAAUAACUUCGUGUUGGUAAUCCCCAUCGAAGAAAAUGAAGCUCCUCUGAUCCUAGAAGUGAACGAGGAAGCUUCUCAGGUUUCAAUAUCGAACCUGACCGAAAAUUGGAGUAAUCAAGUUCAAGGAUCUAUUCAAACCGUGUUUGUCAACCAAACGUCCAAGUUGAUAUAUUUUGGGGGAAAUUUGACGUUGAACAGUUCUAUUUUUGGUUUGGUCUGCUUCAACUAUGAAUCUUCCUCCUUCGAGUCCAUUCCCUUCCAAGGAUUUAAUGAAAACGCAUCAGUGAACGCAAUUGUUAGCAUUGAUGAUGAGAACUUGAUUUUCGGUGGAAACUUUUACUCCUUGGGGAAUCAAUCCUUACUUCAUCAUAAUGUGUCCACCAAUUCAUCAAACUCAACUGAGUUGACCAUAUAUGAUGUCAGUCCAGAUCAACUAACAAGUUUUAAUAUCGCCGACGUGUCAACAGCAGGUACCAACGAAGCCCUUUCGCCAGACCCCAAGUCAAUCACUUGUCCCGAUCAAGACAAUGAAUGGAUUCUUUCAGGCUCCCAAGGGACUUGGCUAGCUAUGCUCCACCACACAAUAAUUCCAUCCAAGCUCCGUCUAUUCCAAUCAACUUCUGCAGAGGGUUAUGGUGUCGAGUACUUUAGGCUCAUAACUGGCCCUUCAAACAGUAUCAUGAACUUGACAUAUGUGAAUCCACAAACCAACGAAUAUGAAUAUUGUGACGCGUGGUGUCCACUCCUCUCAAAAUCACAGUUGGAAGACGCUCUUCAGAACGCAAACUCUUCAGAUGUAUACGAAGACACCGUCUUUAAUGACAAAACCAGAACAGCAGGCUACCUAACGUGGUCUGGAGAUUACCAAGAAUUCGAGUUCCACAAUGAACUCGACGUUACUCAAGUAACCAUCCAAGUAUUGUCCGCUUACAAUGAAAUCGGUGCUCUUAAAGGACUUCAAAUCUACCAAUCAGGAAUCUACGUUUAUGGUAACGAAAGUUUCAACGAACCUACCUGUGAUGAUUUUGAGUUUCAUUCUUCCAGUGUAUCCGUAGAGGCACCUGGAUCCUGGACCCCCCACGAAGAUGGGUCCAUUACCACGACCAUAUCAUUGAUCAAUGGUGAAAUUCCAGACUCCACAGUGGGUGUGACAUUCUAUCCAAAUAUUAGUUUUCCUGGUGAUUACGAAUUUUAUGUUUACACACCUGGCUGUUUAGCAACCGACUCAUGUAGCACCAGAGGAAUUGUCAACGCUACACUUCACAAUGGAAUCGACAAUGAGCAACUCGCAUCCAUCUUAAUAUAUCAAAACAAUGAUUUUGACAAGUAUGACAUUCUUUACAACGGUCGUAUCAAUGCAACCUUGGAAGAUCAUCCGUAUGUCACCUUAGAGGUCGAAUCAACUAUACCGGGAAAUUCAGAAACCGAGUUGGAAUUUGCCGCAUAUCAGUUGUACGUAGACAUACUGUACAUUGAUGCAGAUGCGGCUAUCAACUCAACUAAUAGUACCAGAUCCUUGAAUUUGACAGUGCCUUUAAAUGGUAUUUUUGAGUAUUCCCUCAACAACUUUACAGAUUUUGACACUUUAAGGUUAUCAAACAAUACUUUUGUCGGAAACUCCUCCAUAAAUCUACUUGGAUCCUCCUUACUUGAGAAUGCUACAGUGAAUGGGUUAGUUUUUCAGGAUGGUAAACUUUAUGUUGGUGGUAAACUGUCUGCUAAUGACGAAGGUAACCUCUUGGAAGUUGCUAUUCAAAAUAUCAACAACACCGAUAAUUCUUUUAACACUGAGGGAAUGAGGCUUUUGCAAUUCAAUGGAACCGUGGAUAGUCUAACAUCAACAGUUGGCGAAGACAUUACCGUCAUCAGCAAUUCAUCCAUCUUCCUUUUGAGAGAUUCCAAUGUCUUAUCGUUGGCAGAUACUAAUUUCACCGUUUCUGACACUAGUUCAUUCAAGAUGAAUAAUUCCACAUUUUUUCUAUUCACAAAUGAAGAAGGACAGUCAGUAGUCUGGAAUAAUGGAUCCAGAUCAUGGGUCGAAAAUAAUUCAUCUUUCUUCCUUAACUUAACCAGCAGCGUUAGUCUCGAUGAGCUUAAUGACACACUUUUGUUUGGAGAUUUGGUUUAUUCUGAGUAUUCCAUUAACAAUCUGGCACGUUUUGUUGAUGGCGAAUUCUUUGAAUCCCCGUUUCAAUUUAACUCUUCAUUCGAUAACAGUUUAUUAACCAGUUACUAUAUUAAUGAGUCAGCAGCCCUGUUUGGCGGUAGAUUUAAAACUACUGAUGGACUUUCCAAUGUUGCGAUAGUUACAUCACUCAGGAAUGGAUCCGUUCAAAUUUCUGGGCUAAAUGGUAUCGAAUGGGACGAUGAUUCAGUGGUCACAACGUUUUUAAUCUCUCAAAAAGAUGAUUACCUAUUUAUUGGUUACAAUGGAACUGCUGAGCUCAACAACACAAGUGUCCAAGGCCUAUUAAUCUACGAUUUAUCCCAGAACGAGCCCUUGGUUCACCAACCUGCACCAUUAAACAGAGAGUCUGACGAACCAGGUAUUGUUCACGCCCUCUCUUAUAAUACUGAAGAAAGCUAUCUUCUUGUGGGUGGAGACUUUGAAUCAGCCGGUAGCUUGUCAUGUGAAGCGUUCUGUCGCUACGAAAUUUCAGGAUCCCGAUGGGUCAAGCCGUCGAUAUCUAACUCUUUGGCUGGAGAGAUACAUGAUAUGAGCUAUGUUUCAAACACCAAGCUGGUGGUUGCUGGAAACCUCUCAGUUGAUGGUCAAAAUGACGGUUUUGUAGUGUUUGACUCCUCCAAGAAUGAAGUGAAUGUUUCAUCAGCGUUGUCCGUUUCCAACAUAAUAAACUACGAGAAUCAAACUAUUUCUCAGUUUAUACUGGUGGACAGUUCUUUAAAUGGCAGAGCUCUUGCAUUGGGAAACAAUUUUAUAAUAGGAUCCAAUGGAACUAACUGGACGAGAUUGGACGGCGACAGCUUCUUUGAAGGAACGAUUUUUACCAAUAUGGCACUUUUAGACAUGGAUAGCCGAACUCAAAACAAUCGUCCAGCCUCCAAUAAUUUCUUUGAUCUUGAUGAGAUCCUACUGGUGUCAGGAUUCCUCAACUUUGGAUCAGAUAUUGGUAACUACAGUACUGCUUUCUAUAAUGGGUCGUCGUGGAUACCUUACACAGUUACCACCAACGAUCUAGCACUAAGAAACUCUACCAUCAACAAUAUCUAUGCCAAUUCUACCUCUUCAAGAUCUUUGAAAAAUGAUAUCCUAUUGCAGGCACCACAGCUGGGCACAGGACCAGUCGUUGGAAUAGGCUUUGCAUUAGCACUAGGUACCACUCUCCUUCUUGGGAGUUUAUUUGCAUUAUAUGCUAUUUCUAAUAAGAGAAAGAAUUCGUUCCUAGAGAAGCAAGAUGCAAGAGUGGGAGAACUAGAAAUGAUGGAGAAAGUUCCACCAGAUCAAGUUUUGGAUGCCAUGGAUCAGGCCAAGUUCCGUUAG